CUGUUAUGAAGAAACCAACAUGGCGGGAAAUGCAGUUUCGAUCUUGUAAAUACUAUAUAGACAAUUGAGAUAUUGGCCGUAACAUUGACCAGUGAUCAUGGGUGGUGACCGAUCUAGAACAUCAAGCAAGAGAAAAGGAUCUGACCACAGGGAUGACCGACAGAAGGGAGCAUUAGCUAAGAAGAGGAAAUCUUCGGACGAGGAAGAGAACUACGUCAGUGAUUCUGUGUUUUGUCAGCUGCUCAGUAAAUGUGGGUUGACAUUGAAGAAAGGAGGCAAAUUUAACACACUUAAUGUGGACCAAGCUGUUUUCCAACGAAACCUACACUUGGCUUUGAAACGUCAUGACAACUAUCCAGAGGUUGUUGAUGAAUUUGUUGAUGGUUUCCAAGAAUUCAUAGAAGAUCAAUCAAGAUUUCACUACAGCCUCCUUCCCACCAACACAACUUCAGAUUGUGACUCAGCCCGGAGCGGAGGACAAGACUGUGCCAUACGUCUGAUGUUGGGCGUUGACUUGCUGCAGCCUAAACUGAUGAACACUUUACUGGAGAAGCUGGCAGAGUUCAUGGAAGAUGAAGACUCUAUAUUUGAUCAUGGAGAGAAAGUGAACAUCCCUCGACUGUUGAUGAGUCAGUUUAGGUGGCUGGACAGUAUCAUCAACGGAAAAGAGGUGACAAAUAAGAUGUUGGAGAUGAUUGGCAUUGUCUCCCUUGAUAUACAAAGGGAGAUAAUCACCUGUCUUCCUGAGGUUGUGGAAGACUCGGAGCAUGGGGAAGUGGCUAAAGCUCUUAGGGAAAUAUUAGUGCAAAAUAACCAGUUAACUGUUCCAAUACUGGAUGCCUUGUCGAACCUGACACUCUCUCCUGAACUGUUAUCUGAGGUGAGAGGAUCAGUGCUCCAGACACUAGCAUCUGUCAAAAUGGAAGAUUUGCCAGUGGUCAUCAAGUUCCUUCUCCAGUCGGUCAACAAUCAGGAUGCUCCAGAGGUUGUCGAGGAAAUUCGCAGUAACUUGGACUUCAACUCCAGCUUUGCUCCCACCAUUUCCUCUACACCAUUCUCAACACAGGCUGGCAAGAGGGGAUCUAAGUCGGAGAUAGAGAGUGCACGGGGGUCGGAGCUGCUUACACUGGACGCCAUAAAGUCAGGAAUACGUUUUCAGAAAUGUGUAGCAGAGGCAUGGAUAAAGGUGAUUGAUGGAGUGAAGCAGCCAGGUGAUCACAAAGUUAUUGAUAUCUUUAUCCUCCUCAUCCUCCACUCCACCAAUCGUAAGAAGCCUGUGGAGAGUUUGUUCCGUAACAAGAUUCGGGCGGGUGGCUUCACUGAGGUGUUAGUACAGGCAGCCUUCGGGGCCCACUCACAGGUGAUGCGCGACUACUUCCCGUCCAUCCUGUCGCUAGCCGAGGCUCUGCUGCGGUCCCCAGAACCUGCUGUCGUGUACUUCGCAUGUGCUAUGUACAGGGGAGCAUUCACAGCAUUCGACUCCUUCUGUCAGCAGGAAAUCGUCGGGAACCUGGUGACCCACAUUGGUAUCGGGUUUGAAGGGGAAAUUGACUCCUCCCUUGAUAUCCUGGCUGAACUUGUCGACACACACCUAUCCAAGAUGGCACCUUUUGCGAUAUUUGUCAAGGGCGUCCUUGAUUAUUUAGACAACCUGUCCGUGAUGCAGAUCCGGAAAUUGUACUCAAUGCUGAGUAUGUUGGCCUUCAGGAAUCCCCAAGAAGGGGGCCUCAUACAGGAUGACCUACACAUUUUGAUCCGGAAGCAACUUUCCAGUAACAGUCCAAAGUACAAAAGGAUGGGGGUUAUAGGGGCCAUUAUGAUCAUCAAGAGCAUCGCCUACAAGAGUACAAAUACGGUACUGACCCAGCUGGAAAGUGUUCCUCUGUCCGAUGACCUCUACAAACAAGUGGUCAGUCUGCUGCAAAUGGUCAAGACAUCGAGCAGUCGCACACCAGAGGUGGCAGCUCUCUUCAUGGACGAACUCGCAGCGGUCAUUCGCCGUGGACAAAUGGACUCCAAGGUCGAGACAUGGAUCAGUGAAAACGUAAUCACAGACUUCCAAGAUGAUUAUGUGGUGGACAUAGAAGAGAUACCAGAUAAAUCGAAGUAUAUGAUACCAUUUGAGACAAAGUACAGUCUGGACGAUGACGCGGAGGGAUCCAUCGCCAUCAACAUCAUCCCUCUUGUAGAGUUCAGCACCAAGGACAAGAAAAAACAACAACCCAACAAGAAUGAAAACGGGAGAUCUCCAGACCCGGUGUGUCUGUCACCCCACUUUCGACUGCUGCAGAUUUGUGAAGAAAAACAACAAGGUGACCUCACCAACAUAGAUGCUCUUCUUGGUUGUCCAUUACUGCUUCCGACUCCCGAGAUAUUUGAGAAGAUUACCAGCCUUUCACGCAGGGAGAAAGAGAUUGUGUGUACUGCUGUUUUCGCUGGCCUCAACUGGUUCAGGGAAACCGUCAAUGCCUUUGCCCCACAUGAUGACCUUGAAAUGAAGGGGAAGGUCAUCACAAGAGUUCAGAACAUUACAGAGUUACAGGGCUUACUGGAGAAAUGCUUGGCAGCCACACCAAAUUUCAAGCCGCCUCCUGCCAACUUUGACUGGUACGAGUGUCCUACGCCGGUCCUCCAGACGGCCAGUGGUGAGAGUAAGGGCAAGAAGAAGGGCAGGAAAGCGGGCAAAAAGAAAAAGGGUGACAAAGAAAAUUCCCCAGAUGAGGAGAGUGAUGAAAACAGCAAGGACUCAACAGUUCUAGAUAAAACAACAGCAGAUACCCAGGUGGACAAAGGAACUGAACAGUCUGACAAAUCUGUGGUCAAUCUUUCCAGUUACAGACCAUUCUUCAGGGAGCUGGACAUCAGUGUCUUCACCAUUCUACACACGGGAACAGUCAUAGACCAAGCUCUGGACACCGACUUCAACACCAAGGCAACCACAGAGCUGUCAAUCCGGCCAAAACAGCUGGAGUUCCUGUUGGAGGACCUCACCAGUAAACUAAGCCACAUCCUCAUUGCCUCCACAUCCACACGAAGGUCGUUCUUCAAGACAAAGCCUGGGAAGAACAUAGGGUUCUCACACUUGGAUCAGUAUUGUCCCAAGAGGAUAGCUGUCAAAGCUGUCAAGCUGUUACCUGCCCUUUGUAACCACCUAGAGGGCGCUAGUGGCUUUUUCCAGACAAUGAUUGCAGAGAAUGACGGUCUGGUGGACGGGCCUGGCAGUAACGGACCUGAGGCGGGCCUGAUGGGCUCCUGUUUUCAGCUGUUGUUACAGGCUCUUCUCUCUCUAUUUUCUUGGAAUGGUUUCUUGAUGACAGAAAACAAAGCUCUGUUAAAGGAAGCACUUGGUAUCCUGGUAGCACGUAUCAAAACAUUCACAGCCUCCCAGACAGGACUACAAGAACUCGUCAAAACUUCCCAUCAGUAUGUAGCAAAUUUUGCUAAUACAGUGCCAAACUUGACCACAGCAGUGACCGUACUCAAAGUCCUUAUCACACUGGGGGACAAGGUCAACACGGAUGACCUACAGGUUAAAAUAGUGGCGAUGUCAGAAGAAUUUCUGAAACGGGAGUGGCUUGGAACAGAUGGUGAGAAGGAGAAAGGGGCCAAACAUAAUGAGAACCUACAGUUUGUCCUCAGGACCUACCUCGGCUGUUCUGAGGAUUCUUUGUCUUCUGUGGAAACCAUAGCAACAAAAGGGAUAACUGAACUUCUGGAGACAGACAACAAUGGCAGCUCUGAUUUGUAUCCGACCUUGACCAAGCACUCGUUCCCAGUGUUCUACAGGAUAAUGUUUUACGAGUUGAUUGGCUGCUUAAAAACAAUUAGUCCAGUGAAACAGAGUGACUCCAGAGAGGUGAAGCUUGACUGCCUGUUAAGGUGGAACCAAGCGGUACGAAUAUUACACAUCAUGGUCAACCUUAUCAAGGCUUUUGACGGAAGAGUCCUUCUUGGAACAGCUCUCAAGUGUGGUCGUCAAUUCCUAGACAUAUUUCUGCGACAAGGAAUGCCACUCUUGGAUAACAUGUUCCGGUCACACAGAGAUGAUGUCCAGAGUCUGCUAAAGAACUUACAGCUUAGUACACGUGCACUCCACCACAUGUGUGGCCAUUCAAAGAUAAUGAAAAACUUGGCAUUGACCAAUCAGGUGCCAUUCCUGAAGAAAAGUCUGGAAGCAUUUGUGUACAGGGUCAAGGUCAUGCUUACAGUCAACAAGUGUUUGGAGGCAUUCUGGCUCGGCAACCUCAAAAACAGGGACCUCAAGGGUGAGGAGAUAAUGUCGCAGGCGUCUGUCGUGGAGGAGAGGAAUGAAGAUGAGAGCGAUGAAGAAGAAACUGUUCCAGAGGAUGAGGAAGAAAGUGAUGUGGAAAUGGAUAACCAGAGUGAGGCAGGAAGUGACCGAACAAAAGAGAACAGUGAUAACGAGUCCUGUAGCGAAAUAUUUUAAAGGGCAGAUAACUCAGACAGAGAAGUUAACAGAACUUAUAAAAUGAGAUCUGACAAGUGAAGAAUUAAAAAAUGUUUCAAAAAUGGAAUUGUUGUCGGCCAAUCUGACAAUUUAAACACAACACUGACUGCAGAUUUAAGAUUGAGAGACGCAAUAUACCAACCAGACAAUGUGGAAGUCAGAGUGUUCAGUGGAAGACAAAGACAAAUUGCUAAUAAGGAAGUAGUUACUAGCAUAAAUGUUACUGAGGCGUAAAGUGUCAUCAAGUAAUGACCAGAACUACUGACGAAAAAUGUUCAUGUCAUUAAAAGAGAAUCAAUGAGUAUAAGUUAUCUGUUACAUGUGUUAUAAACAUUGAAAAGGCAAGUUAAACCCCCUUUGGUCGAAUGUGAUUUAUGGUGAUAGUGUUCAGAUCAUUAAUAUUAAGUUCCUCUUGGUAGUAUACACAAGGAAAUCAAUACAUUUUGAAUAUUUCACAGAA
Messenger RNA from Mizuhopecten yessoensis (Yesso scallop), 4928 nucleotides. Its product is annotated as Fanconi anemia group D2 protein-like. Gene Ontology annotation, cellular component: condensed chromosome; nucleus. Gene Ontology annotation, biological process: double-strand break repair involved in meiotic recombination; homologous chromosome pairing at meiosis; mitotic intra-S DNA damage checkpoint signaling. The record is from RefSeq and is a predicted model, not a curated record. The coding region runs from base 98 to 4447 and encodes 1449 amino acids. Lineage: Eukaryota; Metazoa; Mollusca; Bivalvia; Pectinida; Pectinidae. Gene Ontology annotation, molecular function: DNA polymerase binding. The transcript is spliced from 41 exons.